This is a messenger RNA of Scheffersomyces amazonensis, 1158 nucleotides long. It is a transcript of the gene SEC65, whose product is annotated as RNA-binding signal recognition particle subunit. Gene Ontology annotation, molecular function: 7S RNA binding. The record is from RefSeq and is a predicted model, not a curated record. NCBI's taxonomy places the organism in Eukaryota, Fungi, Ascomycota, Pichiomycetes, Serinales, Debaryomycetaceae. The coding region runs from base 239 to 1063 and encodes 274 amino acids. Gene Ontology annotation, cellular component: signal recognition particle, endoplasmic reticulum targeting. The transcript has a single exon. Gene Ontology annotation, biological process: SRP-dependent cotranslational protein targeting to membrane, signal sequence recognition; SRP-dependent cotranslational protein targeting to membrane.
CUCUAUUAUUAUAUAGUUACUACUUUAUAAAUCAGUGGAAGAAGUUUGUAAUUAUUUAUAUAUAUUGUAAAGCAAAAGUCGUGUACUAUUGCUCUUUAUUAUUAGACUUGAAGUCACGAGCUUUUCUACAGUCGUCCAACUAGUACAAACUUUUUUUUUUCAAUAUAGAGAAACUAAAAUUAAGCAGAUAUUAUAAUAUAGCAGGCUAUACAUAAGAAAGAUAAAGUAAUAUUUAAACAUGUCGAAAAAGCCGAUGUUAGAAGAAAUCGAUGAUGAUAUCGAUAAUAUGGAUAUGGAUAUUGCAGAAUUCGAUCCAACAUUAAAAACUCCAAUUGCUCCAUUAAGAGCUCAACCAACUGUAACUAGAUCACAAGAUCAAGAACCUCCAUUAUUUCCAAAUAUUCCUAUACCCAAUAAUCUUAAUGAUAUCCCCCCACCGAAACAAUCACAAGUCGAUAAGAAUGUAUUGGAUACUAAUAAAUUAUCUAAAGAAGAAAGAGAUCAAAUAAAGAAAUUUCAAAUCAUAUAUCCAUGUUAUUUUGAUUUAAAUAGAUCUCAUGCUGAAGGUAGAAGAGUUUCUUAUGAUAGAGCAGUUGAAAAUCCUUUAGCUAAAACUAUAUCUGAUGCUUGUAGAUUUUUUGGUUUACCAGCUAUUUUAGAAUUAGAUAAAUCUCAUCCUCAAGAUUUUGGUAAUCCAGGUAGAGUUAGAGUUAUGUUAAAAGAUACUGAUGGAGAAACUUUAAUUAAUCCAAGAUAUAAUAAUAAAAGAAAAUUAUUAAAUGAUGUUGCACAAUAUUUGGAAGAUCAUCCUACAACAUUAGACAGUAUAACUUCAAAAAGUGGUAUUGCAAUUCCUCAAGAAUUCCAAGGAUUUAAACCAGAAGAACUUCCAAAGGUUAAAGGUUUCAAAAUGAAUACAAUUGUUCCUAUUCAUUCAUAUUAUACACUUAAACAUCCAAUGACGAAAUCUAUCUACGAUCCUGAACCUGAACAACAAGCCCAAAUUAAAGCACCAGCUGUACCAAAACAACCAAAGAAAAAGGUUAUGAAGAUAAGAGGUUAACUUUAGCCAUAUAUAUUUUAUUAAUCAAUCGUCUCUAUUUCAUUUCAAUACGUUGCAUUUAUUAGUCUGAGAAUGAGUUCAAGUGUUUUUUGAGC